AUGGCGUCGGCGUCGCCGUCGCGGCUGCUGCCGCCCUUUCCCCCUCCAGCUGCCCCAACAUCCCGCCACACAACUCUCCGCGCCGUCCCUCGCAGCUGCAGCCUCGCCAUCCCGAGCCUCCGGUGCCGCGCCUCCGCUCCAGCGGCCGUUGACGCUGGCGCGCCGCUGCUGCUAGAGGACCGCGCCGGCGCGGUGUCCAUCCGAGAGUUUGUCACGCUCGAUGAGCUCCACGCCGCCGUGCGCCUCCGCGUUCGCACCUUCUACGAGUACGCCCGCGACACUGUCGGCGCCGAGGUGAACAGGAAAGGUCUGGCAGAGAGGGAAUAUGAAGCAUUACAAAAUCGGAUUUCUGGGAAUAUGAUUAAUUUUCGGAGAGUCUCUUGUAUAAAUGGGACAGUGCCACUGUUGCCAUCGUUGAUGUCAGCAGAGGAGCUUUGUUCAACAUGCAAGUUUGUUGAAGAUGGGGAAGAGAGAAUAGUAGUUGGUAGUUUAGACCUGAAUCAGUGCCUCUGGCUACCAGAUGAACUGACUGGAAAGAGGCCAGGGGUAACUGAAUCAAGCCAUACACGGGCAUAUCUGAGCAAUGUAUGUGUUGCCAAGGAGCUCCAAAGAUGCGGACUGGGCUAUGCAUUGGUUGACAAGUCUAAGAAGCUUGCUCGUCAAUGGGGCAUAACGGAUUUGUAUGUCCAUGUUGCCAUCAACAACGAGGCGGCACAAAAGCUGUACAUCAAGAGUGGAUUUGUGUACGAAAGCGAGGAGCCUGCCCAGCAGGCUAGGCAUCUUGGGCGCCCCCGAAGGCUUCUUCUUUGGCUUGAUAUGAAGAACGAAACCUUGUGA
This is a messenger RNA of Triticum turgidum subsp. durum (durum wheat), 837 nucleotides long. The record is from the annotation of a GenBank genome assembly. NCBI's taxonomy places the organism in Eukaryota, Viridiplantae, Streptophyta, Magnoliopsida, Poales, Poaceae.